UUUCCCUCCCACAGUGCGGAGGAAUACAGUGAGCCGUAGAGCGGUGGUUCGCCUCCAGCCUGCCUUGUUCAGGGCCGACCCUCCAUUUCCUCUCUCCCCGUAGCCUUAGCAGACCCGCCGCGCCGACUCAACAGAUAUGGCUGACCAACUAACAGAAGAGCAGAUUGCUGAAUUCAAGGAGGCCUUCUCCCUGUUCGAUAAAGACGGAGAUGGGACCAUCACCACCAAGGAACUGGGCACCGUCAUGAGGUCAUUGGGUCAAAACCCAACUGAGGCCGAACUCCAGGAUAUGAUCAAUGAGGUGGAUGCUGAUGGCAACGGGACCAUUGAUUUCCCCGAGUUCCUGACGAUGAUGGCAAGGAAGAUGAAGGACACUGACAGUGAGGAGGAGAUCAGGGAGGCAUUCAGAGUCUUUGAUAAGGAUGGCAACGGGUACAUUAGUGCAGCAGAGCUGCGUCAUGUGAUGACUAACCUGGGAGAGAAGCUGACAGAUGAGGAAGUGGACGAGAUGAUCAGAGAAGCUGACAUUGAUGGAGACGGGCAGGUCAACUAUGAAGAAUUUGUUCAGAUGAUGACCGCCAAAUGAACUGGGCUCCCAUUACAAAGAAUCAGUCAAAUGUUUCACUUACCUCUUAUUGCAAAAAUCUACAUUUAAUCAUACUGUUCUGUAUAGACAACUUAAACUGAAUGUUGGAAAACUGAAAAUCUGUCCAUAUAAACAAGCUCAAAAAAGGUAAAAGACAAAAAGAAAAAACCUAAAUGAAUCUGCAUGUACUGGCUUGUAUCCCCCCUCCCGCCCCUUCCCCCACGCUGAGCUGCCCAAUUGGAUCUCGACUUGUUAGCAAGCAGCCUCGGAGGCAGCCGGCCGGUUUGGCCGCUGCUCUUCUGCUUCCUGGUUCCAUCUGCCUGACUCCAUGAUGAUUAUUUGGGCCAGCCUACCGCCUUUCUUCUAUGACUUCCUGUUUUCUUUUUUCUGUUCUUCAUGCAUGCAGCUUUAGAUGGGUAUCUGUGGUGAGCCCAGUGGCAGAAGGCUGAGGAUGGGCCUCGGGUCGGCCUGGGACCCUCGGAGAGGAGGGGGGAGGGGUGGUUGACAGAGGGAUGGGAGGGAGUGAACCCGCCGGAAAUGACGCAGUUUGCUUGCCUAAAUGAAGUCCUUAACGACAGCUAUUUUUAAGAAAAUACUAAAAUGGAAUAAACAAGAGCUCAUUUUAGAUUCUGUGUUUCCGGCAUGUCAGGAUGCUCACUUUAUCCUUUGUGUGUUUACCUUUUUUGAGGGUGAAGCCUGGGUGGGGCAGAUUUCAGCCCCUUGGGCAGUUGUUGUGUCCUACACUAUUGGAGGGGUCGGGUGGGCUUCAAAGGGGAUUAUAUACAAGUCAGUCUUUGGGGCAGUGUCGGUACCCAGCAGACCAAUACUCUGUACCAGUAUGAGUGUCGGUUUGCAGAGUUUGAGAUUUAAUAAUCAGCCGUGAACUUGAAAGAGUCAAAUCUGAGUCUUCACUGGAGCACGCUCAGGUACAGUCCAUUGCCUCAAAGGCUGUUGUGUAUGGUUCCACGGGGUAGUUUCAGUUUAGUGGGGGCAGGGUCGGUGCUUUGCAGCAUUUCUAUCUUGUGUUUGUGUGUGAGUUUGCGUGUGUGCGUGUGGGUGCGGCGAGGCCCGGCCCAGUCCAACUGUUCUGUUCAGUUCAGUUGAUCUGCAUUCCAAGUUGUACAUGCUAGUCUUUACAUUUUGUUUUUCCAAUAAAAUACCAUGAACUAAGA
Molecule: messenger RNA, 1758 nt
Organism: Mugil cephalus (flathead mullet)
Lineage: Eukaryota; Metazoa; Chordata; Actinopteri; Mugiliformes; Mugilidae
Product: calmodulin-1
Exons: 6
Coding region: 137-586 (149 amino acids)
Molecular function (GO): calcium ion binding
Source: RefSeq, a predicted model, not a curated record